Messenger RNA from Aspergillus tubingensis, 3471 nucleotides. Its product is annotated as acid phosphatase. Gene Ontology annotation, biological process: lipid storage; protein modification process. Gene Ontology annotation, molecular function: hydrolase activity. The transcript has 7 exons. Bases 1 to 3471 code for a protein of 1156 amino acids. NCBI's taxonomy places the organism in Eukaryota, Fungi, Ascomycota, Eurotiomycetes, Eurotiales, Aspergillaceae. The record is from RefSeq and is a predicted model, not a curated record. Gene Ontology annotation, cellular component: P-body.
AUGAAUCCUGACGAUGGAGCAGACCCUCAUAGGGGCGUCGUGUCAGAAGUGAUGCACACAGUGACAGAAUAUCUCCGACCACUUGUAUCGAAGCGAGCCCAAAAGAUCUAUUUAGGGGCUUUUCUAUUCUUCUGUACGGCUAUAGCCAUGAUCGUCACCUCGACGGUCGCGUAUGGGGUCUUCUAUUACAGGUUCAUCCCGCAGGCGGGCCUUGAACGGAUUGUUCACUUGCAGUUUGGCGAAGGUCCUCCCUGGGGAAUUGCAAGCCUGGGAUCAGACCUGGUUUCAUCCCUGCCCUACGAUGUCCAGGUGGAACUCGAAUUACCACGAACACCUUCCAAUCUCGCCGCGGGAAAUUUCAUGCUAGAUUUGGCCCUCCUAUCCCGUCCGUUUACGUCUGCUCCGCAGGAUACAAACACUUCGAUUACGACUCUCUCCCACUCGCGCCGCCCUGCUAUUCUUACCUAUGCUUCGCCGUUGGUGGACACAGCUAGUAAGAUCUCGUUCAUGCCGUUUUACGUGCUGGGAUGGCACCACGAAGCGGAGAAGCUGCAAGUGCCGAUGAUGGAACGAGUGCAGUUCGCUCGUGGUUCGCGCAACAUACCGGGAAGCUUGCGCUUGGAGCUGCACAGCUCGGAGAUCAUGCAAGUAUACAAAGCGAAGGUCAUGUUCCGGGCGCGGUUUACGGGCUUGCGCUGGGCAAUGUAUAACUGGAGACUCACUUCAUUCGUUGUCUUCGGGUUCCUGUUUUGGAGCAUCAGCAUGGCUUCUGCAGGGCUCGCAUGGCUGGUUUUAGCAUCGCUUCUUAGCAGUCGGGAUGAUACAUCCGGUCCUGUUGUUGAUAGCAGUCGAAAUGACACAUCCGGUCCUGUUGUUAAGGAGGAGGAUCGCAGCGCUACACCCCUCAUCAAGAAAGAAGAGGAGGAAAUUGACGAGCCGCUUUCCGAUGUACCGAUUGCGGAAUCCUCGAAAGCAGCGGGGAAAAGGAGGGCAAUAGAGCCUGAGGAUGCCGUGAAGGAAGAGGACGAGGAAGGUGAUGUGGGAAGUGCAGAUGAAAUUGCCCUAAACAAAAUUCUGUUUGAAGGGGACGAAGAAGAUGGCCGAGGCGAAGAGCCUCUGGAGGCUUCUGGCUCAGGCACAGCCAGGGAGAGUGCUCACGCCCGAGGAGUGCAAAGACGGCGAAGCCAUGUUGUCAACGACGACGGCCCGCCGUCCAACCAGUCCUCGCCGUACAUCCAUUCCUUCGUCCAAUCGUUGCAGUCUGCCGGGCACAUUGUAUCUGUCGUUCUCCCCCACCAGCAGCGAUCAUGGAUCGGUAAAGCCCACUUGAUCGGGGCCGCCGUGAAGCCAACCUACUUCCGUCCCGGUACUCUGCACAAAGACGAUGGGACGACACACGAGUUCCCUCACGGUAUGAACGAGGGCGAUGAUGACAGUUACGAUGGAGAUGAAUGGAUUCUUGUGGACUCCACACCGGCCAGCUGUGUUCAGAUUGGCCUGUACCACUACUUCCAAGACCGUGGCCCGAUUGACCUCGUGGUGUCCGGUCCGAACUACGGCCGGAAUUCAACUGCUCUCUUCGCCCUGUCCAGUGGAACCAUUGGCGGUGCUAUGGAGGCAGCAGUCUGCGGAAAGCCCGCGAUCGCACUGUCGUACGCCUUUAGCUCCAGAGACCAUGAUCCCGUUGUCAUCGCGGAGGCAUCGCGUCAUGCCGUUCGGUUAAUCGAGUACCUCCACAAGAACUGGGCCGACGGUGUGGAUCUAUAUACCGUCAAUGUCCCGCUGGAGCCUGGUGUGAGCCAGAACAAGGUGCUGUACACCAACAUGCUUGAUAACCGCUGGUCAUCGGGCAGCUGUUUCCGCGCGGUCGAUGCCUCGGCCUCGGCCUCGGCCAAUUCGCCUGAGAAGCAGGAGCACGACGUGCGACACCAGACUGUGCCCGCGGGAGAGAAGGCGCCAUCAGCCGUGGAUGGAACGAGCCCAUUGAAGAGAUCUCGCAUCCAACACAAACACUUCGAGUGGGCGCCAAACUUCUCGGAUGUGUACAGAAGUGUGGAGGAGGGUGCUCCAGGGAACGACGGCUGGGCUGUCAAGGAGGGCAUGACCAGUGUUACGCCGCUUCGAGCCAAUUUCAUGCAUACCCCUGGAAUUCAAGGAGAGAUUACGCUACCGGAUAAUAACACUGAGCCUACCUUCUAUUCUCUCGUCGACAGCGACGACUCCUAUGUCCAGAGUCUGAUGGAGCGGGCGCUCCAGCGUCGUCUUGGAAAUGGUCAAUGUCGCGCCAUUUCAUCUCUCGCUGACCUUCCCUCUCGCACUACACCUAUCUUCCAGUACCGUGAAUACGAACGGCUAGAAUUCGAGCAUGUCAUGAUGCACACCUCCACCUCUCUCGCCAACGCAUACAUCAUCCGCAAAGCCCUCAUCCGCAAACACUACCUGUCCAACACCGUCAUCAACUGGGUAACGAAACACCCGGACAGCGUCCUAGCCAAGCACUUCAAGCCCGGCUUCGACUUCGAGCUCGACUACGCCGAAUUCCUCGACGACGCCCUCCUCGAGGCCUACGAGCUGCGCGACAGCCUCGCCAAGAACGAAACCCUCCCCGACGAAGAAAAAGAAUGGUGGAUUCUCAAACCCGGCAUGAGCGACCGCGGCCAAGGCAUUCGCCUCUUCAACAGCGAAGACGGGCUGCGUGAGAUCUUCGAAGAAUGGGAAGUGCCCGACUCCGACGAUGAAAGCGGCUCCGAGCGUCCAGAGCCCGAAGACAACGAAGAAGAAGAAGACGACAACCACGGCGUGGUGACCUCCCAACUCCGCCACUUCAUCGCCCAACCCUACAUCGACCCCCCACUCCUCAUCCCCUCCUCCCACAACCGCAAAUUCCACAUCCGCACCUACGUCCUCGCCGUCGGCUCCCUCAAAAUCUACGUCUUCAAGGAAAUGCUCGCCCUCUUCGCCGCAAAACCCUAUUGUCCUCCCUUCGAAGACGAAGACGAAGUCACCGACCUCGCCCGCCAUCUCACCAACACCUGUUUCCAGGAAAACGGCCGCGCUAACCCGGACAGCGUCCGUCGCUUCUGGAACCUAGAGGACUAUGUCCCCGGUCUCAGCGAUACAUGGAAACAGAACGUCUUUGAUCAGAUUUGCGCCGUGAGUGGCGAGAUCUUCGAGGCUGCGGCUAGGGGCAUGAUGGUGCAUUUCCAGACUCUGCCGAAUGUGUUUGAACUCUUCGGUGUGGACUUUUUGGUCGAUAAGAAGGGCAAUGCUUGGUUGUUGGAGUUGAAUGCUUAUCCGGAUUUCGCCCAGACUGGUGAGGAUCUGAAGGAGUUGGUUGUGGGCAGGUUGUUUGAGGAGACGGUCGAUGUGGCUGUUAAGCCGUUCUUUGGGUUGCAGGAGGAUGGGGAUGUGAGUAAGGGGACGGAGAUGUUGAAGUUGGUUAGGGAUGUGGAUUUGGGGAGGAAGGCUUGA